Molecule: messenger RNA, 376 nt
Organism: Pezoporus occidentalis (night parrot)
Lineage: Eukaryota; Metazoa; Chordata; Aves; Psittaciformes; Psittacidae
Product: pancreatic polypeptide-like
Exons: 3
Coding region: 52-294 (80 amino acids)
Biological process (GO): feeding behavior; neuropeptide signaling pathway
Cellular component (GO): extracellular region
Molecular function (GO): neuropeptide Y receptor binding; neuropeptide hormone activity
Source: RefSeq, a predicted model, not a curated record
GUGUACGGCUGCGUGCUCACACGUGUGCACCCACAUGUGCCAGGCGCAGCCAUGGCUCCCCGCUGCCGGGCGCUGCUGCUGCUGGUGUGGGCACUGGUGCUGCUGCGGGAGGGUCCUGGCGCUGCCAGCCCCGCACAACCCAGGUACCCCGGGGACGACGCGACCCUCGAGGAGCUCGAGCGCUUCUACCAGGACCUGCAGCAGUACCUGAACGUGGUGACCCGGCACCGGUACGGGAAGCGCUCCGGUGGGCGGGCGCUGUCCGAGGAGCCCUUCGGCACCGCGGGGUGCUGAGCCCCAGGGAUGCUGCGCGGCCGGUGGGUGAAGAGGAGCCUCCCAAAAGCAGCAACACCACCCACCUACAGCACCCACCAAC